UGUUUAUAUUAUUAUAUUAUUUUUGUAUGUUUAUUUCAAUGUUAAUGCUUUCUCCACUAGGAAGCAAAUUUUUUUCCUGAUCGUAAAGAGGAAGCAAAAUGUUCAUGUAAUGAACAUCUGAAUUUACAUCUUGUUUUAAAUACCAACGUUUUUUUGUCACUACAAAUUUAAUUCUCAUGGACGCAUAAGUAUAAAAACCUGUUUUUUGUGUACGAAUGGUAAAUCUUAUCCCACGUGGACCAUGAGGAAAGUGGCGGGGAUAAAUUGAAACGGUACUUUUCGGUAACGCUUCAUAAGAAAACACGUAUACAUUUUUUUCACGUGAAAUAAAUAGAAAAACAAAUUGUAAACAAAUAAUUUUAGUUACAAAAAUGACAAAGGAUAAUAAACCUCAGGCCAAACUCAACAAAAAGAAUGUUUCUUUUACUGUUAGUGAACAAAUACUUAACACAAAAAUGAAAAUGUUAUUUAGAAUAUUUGUUUAUAUUAUUCUUACACCAUGUGUGUUAUAUGGAAUAUAUUUUCUAGCACAUGAAUAUCGAAAUUAUUUUUGUAAAUUACAAAUUCAAGAAAUAUAUCUCGAAGAGGAAAGACCGACUUUUAGGAUACAUACAAAAUUUUCUAAUGGCGAUAUUGGAUAUUUAAAACACGUCUUUCUCGUUUUGGAUCGAUUGGGUUUUCAACAAGAAGAAACAACUUCAAAUUGGGAUCUAUUAUGGGCUCACGAUUAUCCAUUUCAUAAAUUGAGGGCAAAUUUAACAAAUUUACAACAACAUCAGAGAGUUAAUCAUUUUCCAGGCUGUGGACAUAUCACAAAUAAAGUGGAUCUAUCAACAACCAAGGGAAAAUAUAUUCCAAUUUCAUUUAAAAUUCCCGAUGAUCGAGAAGAUCUUCUCUCAUAUAUUCAGAAAUAUCCUGAAAAAUCCUAUGUUCAAAAAUCAAAUGAUCAUCGUGGGAUAAAAAUAAAAAAAAUCGAUGAACUCAAUUUAACAAGCGAAGAAUCAUUUGUUCAAGAAUUUAUUGAUCGACCAUUUCUUGUCGAUGGUUAUAAAUUUGAUAUUGGUAUCUACACUGUAAUAACUUCUAUCGAUCCAUUAAGAAUUUACGGCUACAAAGGUGAUGUUUUAUUUCGAUUUUGUCCUGUCAAAUAUUAUCCAUUUGAUUCAGAAAAUAUCGAUAAAUAUGUCGUUGGUGAUGAUUAUUUACCAAUUUGGAAUGUGCCAUCGUUAAAGAAUUAUUAUCAAAAUUUGGGAUUUUCAAUGAAAGAUUCAUUCGAUGCCUAUGUAAGAUCAAAGGGUAAAGAUCCACAAAAAAUGUGGGACAAUGCAUUUGAAGCAAUAAAAGAGAUAGCAUUAAAAAAAGAAAUGAAAAUUCGUGAAGCCACUAAACGUUUUGGUGAUGGUAGAAAUUUUUUUGAAUUAAUGAGAUUUGAUUUUACACUAGAUGAAAAUUUAAAUGUCUAUGUUAUGGAAGCAAAUAUGUCGCCAAAUCUUUCAUCAGCUCAUUUUCCACCAAAUCAAUUGCUAUAUGAACAAGUUUUAUUUAAUCUUUUUGCAUUGAUUGGAGUUGCACGAAGAACGAGAAGCGAUACACUUAAAAUAAAAGAGAAAGGAGAAAUUGAAAUGGAAGUUGCUGAUAAAAAUUUGGUAGUAUUACCAGAAAUUUGUAAAAAUUGUGAAGAUUGUUUUCGAGUUGAGUGCCAAAUUUGCAGAUCAUGUUUUACAGACGACUGGAGAAUAGUAUUGUCUCAAAGUUUUUUAGAGCAUCAUAAUAAAAUGGAUUACAAAAGAAUAUUUCCCCCAUUAAUUACGAAAAAUAUGGUUUUAAAAGACUACACUCUGAGAAAUCAACUUCUAAUAAGAUGGUAUCAAGGAAAAUGUGAAAUUGAUCCCACAUGGUGUAACUAAAAAAUAGUCCUACAAAAAUGAAAUUGUGCCAUUGCAAAAUGUUUAAGAAAUUUUUAUUUAUAAAAGUCACAAACUUAAAAUAUUUUUAUACAGAGAAAAAAAAUAAAAUUUAAACAAAUCA
Messenger RNA from Leptopilina boulardi, 2028 nucleotides. RefSeq names its product probable tubulin polyglutamylase ttll-15 (gene TTLL15). Gene Ontology annotation, biological process: protein modification process. The transcript has 5 exons. NCBI's taxonomy places the organism in Eukaryota, Metazoa, Arthropoda, Insecta, Hymenoptera, Figitidae. The record is from RefSeq and is a predicted model, not a curated record. Bases 372 to 1907 code for a protein of 511 amino acids.